AUGCUCCUGCUGCACAUGAUUCGUGAAAUUGAGUCGAAGCUGGAAGCUCAGGGCGGCUGGGAGCGCGGGCGGCCGGGAGUACAAACGCCGGCGAGGUGCCCGGCCCUGUGCCCGGCCCCCGGCGCGUGCGCGCUCCCGUCCACCUUGGCAAGGAGCGGACGCCGGUUGCGCGCAAACCCUCAGCUGUUUCUGGGGCAACCGACACGCCGCGUUGCCCGGGCGACCGCCAAACGGAAGCGCGUCGCUAUAGCCUGCGGCGGGCGCCAGUCGCUGUUCGCCACGUUCGAUUGGUCAGUGCAAGUGGAGACUCCGCCCACAUUCCCGGGCGGAGCUCGAGCUGCGGCGCCGCGCUGUGAGGAUCUCAGAGCUCAGCACUGCGAAAUGAGCGUAACCGUGAGGAGUCCCCGCGAGAAGUAUGGGGAGAAUGAAGACGUGGGAAAGGAAGCGGCGGGCAGACAUCCUGCAGAGGUCCCGCAGGCUGAGGAAGGUUCGGACACGAUUUCGGACUCUGACCUGGAGACUGAAGGCCCCGAUGGCUGUGGAGAACCAGGCAGGGACACCCUCUACCUGAGGUCUUGCCAAGCCCAUGGUGUUGUGCCUAUCUCCUGCUUUCUGCACCAAGCGAGUGCCCCGGAGCUGAACCUGCGGCACCAUGGCCUGGGGCCCCAGGGGGUCCGGGCUCUGGCUUCCUCAUUGGCUUCCAAUCCCUAUGUCAAGCGGCUGGACCUUGGGGACAAUGGGCUCUGUGGAGCUGCAGCAGAGGCCCUGGCGGUUGCCCUGAGCAAGAGCAGCAGCAUCUGUGAUGUCGACCUGUCAGAGAACCAGCUGGGAGCAGCAGGCGCCCAGGCCCUCUGUGCCACCCUUGCAGGGAACCCAGCUGUGCAGAAGAUUCAACUGUCAGGGAACGGGCUGGAGGAGCAGGCGGCCCAGCAUCUUGCUGAACUCAUGCUAGCCCACACAGGCCUGAGAUCCCUGGACCUGAGCUAUAACCAGCUGAAUGACGAAGCAGGAGAGAUGCUUGGACCAGCCUUGGCAGAAAACACUGGACUCACAGAGCUUAACAUAAGCUGGAAUCACCUCCGAGGCCCAGGAGCCAUAGCGUUUGCCAGGGGACUGGAGGCAAACAUCUUCCUUAAAGUCUUAGACAUCUCAUACAAUGGCUUUGGAGAUCCUGGAGCCUCUGCAGUGGGCGAGGCCCUCAAGGUCAACAACGUUUUGGAGGAACUAAACAUGAGCAAUAACCGAAUCUCUGCCAUGGGAGCCCUGAGCCUGGGCCUGGGCCUCAGGGUCAACCAGACACUGAGGAUUCUUGUUGUGUCCAGGAAUCCCAUGCGAAGUGAAGGCUGCUUUGGUCUUCUCAGGUCCGUGCGGGACAAUCCAGCACCUGCACUGGAACUACUGGAUUUCUCCGAUAUCCAGGUGAACGCAGAGUUUGAUGAUCUUGCUAGCUCAGUGAAGGUGAUUCUUCCAGGGCUUUGCGUAAAGACUGGUGCUCAUAGAGCAGAGUAUGAAAAAGAGUUGCUGCCAGUCUUCAGACUGUCCCUACCAGCCCCAGCCUCUAAAUGACUUUGGAGUGUAGCUUCUCAUUUCCUGCUGCCAGCCACUUCAACUUGUACCUUGAGCACUCUUUGACUCAUGAUGCCUUGUGACCACUUGUGUCUGUGCUGAGUCCCUCCAUCAGCUGGAUGCUAAGUCCUAUGGAGCUCGCCUUCAUGAUGUCUCAGACACCUGCAGUUCCUGUCUCUCUGUCCCUGCGCUAAUCAACACAAGCCCUGACUGCGUGCUGUACAUGGCACUGGGCAUGGAGUUAAAGAUACCCAAACAAGUCCCUGCCCUCCAGAGAUUCAUAUUCUCGUGACCUGGGAAACUAUCAAAAUAUGAAGAGGUGUGGCUCAGCGUCUGUGGCUCAAGCGGCUAAGGCACCAGCCACAUACACCUGAGCUGGUGGGUUCGAAUCCAGCCCAGGCCUGUCAAAACAACAAUGACAACUGCAACCAAAAAAACAGCCAGACGUUGUGGCGGGCGCCUGUGGUCCCAGCUACUUGGGAGGCAGAGGCAGGAGAAUCGCUUCAGCCCAGGAGUUGGAGGUUUCUGUGAGCUGUGAUGCCCUGGCACUCUACCCAGGGGUGACAGUUUGAGGUUCUGUCUCAAAAUAUAUAUAUAUAUAUGAAGAGGUGUACAA
Messenger RNA from Nycticebus coucang (slow loris), 2182 nucleotides. Its product is annotated as leucine-rich repeat-containing protein 74B-like. The record is from RefSeq and is a predicted model, not a curated record. Lineage: Eukaryota; Metazoa; Chordata; Mammalia; Primates; Lorisidae. Gene Ontology annotation, molecular function: protein binding.